AGGCCCGAUAAAAUAAAGAAGCGUUUAGGGUUUUUUUCUCUGAACUUUGGUAGUCACAGUCGCACAUACAAGUAGAGAGGGAGAGAGCGCGCAGCCGAAAUCUCAAACCUUCACUCAUUCACCAUGGCCGUCGGGAAGAACAAGAGGAUUUCCAAAGGAAAGAAGGGAGGCAAGAAGAAGGCGUCCGAUCCAUUUGCCAAGAAGGAUUGGUAUGACGUCAAGGCACCUUCAAUCUUCAACACCAGGAGUGUUUGCAAAACCCUAGUUACCCGUACUCAGGGUACCAAGAUUGCAUCUGAGGGACUUAAGCAUAGAGUUUUUGAGAUCUCAUUGGCUGAUCUUCAAAACGACGAGGAUCAAUUCUUCAGGAAGAUCCGUCUGAGAGCAGAGGAUGUUCAGGGCCGUAAUGUGCUCACUAACUUCUGGGGUAUGGACUUCACAACCGAUAAGUUGAGGUCCUUGGUUAGAAAGUGGCAGACUUUGAUCGAAGCUCAUGUUGACGUCAAGACCACUGACAACUUUACCCUACGUAUGUUUUGCAUUGCAUUCACCAAGAGGCGUCCCAACCAGGUGAAGAGGACCACCUAUGCUCAGUCGAGCCAGAUCCGCCAGAUCCGCCGUAAGAUGCGUGAGAUCAUGGUCAACCAGGCUAGCUCUUGUGAUCUUAAGGAACUUGUUGCAAAGUUCAUCCCGGAAUCUAUUGGAAAGGAGAUUGAGAAGGCCACCAUGGGCAUCUACCCACUUCAAAAUGUGUACAUCAGGAAGGUCAAGAUCCUCAAGGCACCGAAGUUUGAUCUUGGAAAAUUGAUGGAGGUUCACGGUGACUACUCUGAGGAUGUAGGUGUAAAAUUAGACAGGCCAGCUGAGGAAGCCGUUGUUGAGGGUGAGGCCACAGAAGUUGUUGGUGCCUAAGCAAAAUCUGCUUCAUGUUGUCAGUGUUCUAGUUAAAUAUACUCUGUUUAGCAAACUUUUUUUGAUGUUGAGAUUGAAUUAAUAGCAGUUUUGCAGUGAUUACUUUCUGUUAAAAGGAGUUGUAAGUUGAUAUUUUGCUGGAGAAACUUAAUUGUGUCUGAUUGCUUUCUUUUCCUA
Spinacia oleracea (spinach) is the source of this 1089-nucleotide messenger RNA. Its product is annotated as 40S ribosomal protein S3a. The coding region runs from base 124 to 912 and encodes 262 amino acids. Gene Ontology annotation, cellular component: ribosome. The transcript is spliced from 7 exons. NCBI's taxonomy places the organism in Eukaryota, Viridiplantae, Streptophyta, Magnoliopsida, Caryophyllales, Amaranthaceae. Gene Ontology annotation, biological process: translation. The record is from RefSeq and is a predicted model, not a curated record. Gene Ontology annotation, molecular function: structural constituent of ribosome.